CCUUGCUUUUGGAAUCCUAGCACCCAGUGCACGCUGAGGUUGCAGCCUUUGGGCCCUCCUGUGCCAGCAUGCUCCGAUGCUUAGGUUAUGUAUAUUUUGUGGGAAGUGAGCACAAGACGGAGAGAUGGCAUGCCCCGGAUGCCAGAAGGGCUGUGCAAGCCUGCUGCUGAGAGCACAUCCUGUUUGUCGGGGCUUUGGGGUAGGAGACCUGGUGACACAGUAGCCUUCAGGCAGAGCUGCUCGGGAUGUGCAGAAAGUGUGGCUGCAGGUUUUGUCCGGGGGGGACAUCUGAGCUAUUUCUCCGGGGCUGGCUGUGUUUCAGAGCCUGGACAAGUGGCUGUUGAAUUUUGCACGGGCUGCCAGGAUUUUGUGGAAGUAUAAUACUUUGUCAUUAUGAGAUGUCGUCUCUCGGUACCUCCUUUGUGCAAAUUAAAUUUGAUGACUUGCAGUUUUUCGAAAACUGCGGCGGAGGAAGUUUUGGGAGUGUCUAUCGAGCCAAAUGGAUAUCACAGGACAAGGAGGUGGCUGUGAAGAAGCUACUCAAAAUAGAGAAAGAGGCAGAAAUACUCAGUGUCCUCAGUCACAGAAACAUCAUCCAGUUUUAUGGAGUAAUUCUUGAACCUCCCAACUAUGGUAUCGUCACAGAAUAUGCUUCUCUGGGAUCACUCUAUGAUUACAUUAACAGUAACAGAAGUGAAGAGAUGGACAUGGAUCACAUUAUGACCUGGGCCACUGAUGUAGCCAAAGGAAUGCACUAUUUACACAUGGAGGCUCCUGUCAAGGUGAUUCACAGAGAUCUCAAGUCAAGAAAUGUUGUUAUAGCUGCUGAUGGGGUGUUGAAGAUCUGCGACUUUGGCGCCUCUCGGUUCCACAACCAUACAACACACAUGUCCUUGGUGGGAACUUUCCCAUGGAUGGCACCAGAAGUUAUCCAAAGUCUCCCUGUGUCUGAAACUUGUGACACAUAUUCCUAUGGUGUGGUUCUCUGGGAGAUGCUAACAAGGGAGGUCCCCUUUAAAGGUUUGGAAGGAUUACAAGUAGCUUGGCUUGUAGUGGAAAAAAACGAGAGAUUAACCAUUCCAAGCAGUUGCCCCAGGAGUUUUGCUGAACUGUUACAUCAGUGUUGGGAAGCUGAUCCCAAGAAACGGCCAUCUUUCAAGCAGAUCAUUUCAAUUCUGGAGUCCAUGUCGAAUGACACGAACCUUCCUGACCAGUGUAACUCAUUCCUGCACAACAAGGCAGAGUGGAGGUGUGAAAUCGAAGCAACUCUUGAGAGGCUGAAGAAACUAGAACGUGACCUCAGCUUUAAAGAGCAGGAGCUCAAAGAACGAGAAAGGCGUCUGAAGAUGUGGGAGCAAAAGCUGACGGAGCAGUCCAACACCCCGCUUCUCUUGCCUCUUGCUGCAAGAAUGUCUGAGGAGUCUUACUUUGAAUCUAAGACAGAGGAGUCAAACAGUGCAGAGAUGUCAUGUCAGAUCACAGCAACGAGUAACGGGGAGGGCCAUGGCAUGAACCAAAGUCUGCAGGCCAUGAUGCUGAUGGGCUUUGGGGAUAUCUUCUCAAUGAACAAAGCAGGAGCUGUGCUGCAUUCUGGGAUGCAGAUAAACAUGCAAGCCAAGCAGAAUUCUUCCAAAACCACAUCUAAGAGAAGGGGGAAGAAGGUCAACAUGGCCCUGGGGUUCAGUGAUUUUGACUUGUCAGAAGGUGACGAUGACGAUGACGAUGAUGAGGAUGAGGAUGGUGAUGAGGAUAAUGACGUGGAUAAUAAUAGUGAAUGAAAGCACAAAGCAAAGUAAUACAAUUGAAAAUGUUUGGGAAAACAAAAGGAACUUGUUAUCUCAGUCUGUACAAAAACCAGUAAGGAGGUAGAAACCCAAGCACUGCAUUUUUAGGCCAAUCACAUUUAUACAACAGUCAUUUCUUUACGAUUUUACUUUUGAUUUGUCUUUGCUUAUAGUAAAAGGGGGGAAGGGAAGUAAACCCAAAAGGUCUAGUUCAUGAAUCAGCAAAUGUGGUGCCUGAUUAUAGAAAUUUGUGAUUCUAUAUGCAAUAUCGUGUUUUUUAACUAAUGACAUUUCUGGCUUUUUUUUUAAUGAAUAUAGUUUGUGUUUGAUUUCAUUUGACUUAAUUUCAUUUGAGCAAUCUUCAGUUGCUUUAAAAAAAUAUGUAGAUUUUGAACAAGGACUCAACUCCUAAUUCUUCUUUGACUUUGGGUUUUCUUGUAAGACACUACUUUUUUUUUUUUUUUUAAUGGCAAUGUACCACACUGUCAGAGAAGAUUGUGGCUACAAAACCCAACAAAAAUACUGAAAUGAAAGGCGGUUAUAGCAAAACUUCUUUAGAAAUACCUAAGUGCUAAGUGUAUUUUUAAUACAUAAUAGCACAACUACUGAAAGUAAAACUCAAGAGUUGUUCUCAAAAAGUGCAUUUACAGGAGAAAUACUCUCAUUUGAAACAAACAACAGAUGUUGAAGGCUUUCAUACCAAUGCUCGCCCUAGAAGCUUCUUCACGACAAACUUCACCUAAGGCUUAGCUUAUACUUUAUACAAAGAGAAAUAUAUGGUCUUAAAGGUAUACUCCCAGGCAGUGUGAGUGUUAAUACAGGGCAGGAAGGGUAUAUGUAUGUGUGUUUGUUGUCCAGAGGGGCAUGAGAAUCCUGGAUUCUAAAUACAUGUAAAGAUAGGAGUUCCCAUCCUGGCUCAGCAGAAACGAAUCUGACUAGCAUCCAUGAGGACGCAGAUUCAAUCCCUGGCCUCGCCCAGUGGGUUAAGGAUCUGGCAUUGCCAUGAGCUGUGGUGUAGGUCACAGACUCAGCUCUGAUCUGGCAUUGUUGUGGCUGUGGAGUAGGCCAGCAGCUACAGCCGAGUCUAACCUAGAUAAGCUAUCCUUACUUAGGCACAAGUACAGGAUGAAGGGUCCCUUUUAUAUUAGAUCUGGCCUUCCAGGCGUGUCUUUUUUUUUAACCCUGACUCAGCCACGCUGGUGUGAAAGAGAAGUGAAUGUAGGUGCUGCUCUGAAAACCUAGCUAGCCAGAGAGAUAUCCUCAGAAUGUUAUCACAGAUUUGUCAGAGCUUGUUUAAACUAUAAAACACUUGUAGUUAUAUGUAUACAGAAAGGCAAAAGAACAAAGACUUUUUUCUACCCUAAAUUAGAAAGCAGUGCCAUUCAUUUGACUGUUAAACCAAAGUACUUUUGGUGGUUCUUUUUACAGAAGAUUUAAGAAAGAGUAUCAUCACUGACAUUAUCUAAUACUAUUUCCAAGUUUAUUUGAUCAUAAAAACUUCUUAGAAUUUGAAGCAUGACAUGCUUCCAACCCUGUUAAGGGCAAAAAAUACCAUAAAAUGGUCACUACACCGUGCCAGCUUUAUUUGGAGAAAAAUAACUUAUAAAAUAUUCUGGGUGUGAAAUGUAGACCAGUCUAUAUUGAAUAGUGAUAAAGAGAAGGAUCUGAAGUCAGAGCAUGAUUCACAAUUGCCGUGCAAUCUUGAGCAAGUUAUUUAACUUUUGUGUCCCUUUGCUCAUCUUGAACAUGAGAAUGAUAAUACUACCUACUUCAAAGGAUUCUUGUGAGGAUUAAGUGAAAUGAUACAUGUUAAGCAUUUAACACAGUACCAGGCCCAUGGUAAGUGGUCAGCUAGUGUUAGCUACUCUUAACUAUGCCAGGGAAAAUACACUGGGAAAUAAGUGGUUUCCAUAACCUGGAAAACUAAACUAUCAAUUUCAAGUGCUAUUUGUUGGGUAGGAUAGAGUGAAAAUUAAAGUGAAUAGCUCUCAGGAAAGAUGAAGAGAACAUCUUUAGAAUGGAAGCUAUAUAAGCAGAUCUAUUCUGUCAUUCUGUGAAGACCAUGCUAGUGGCAAGGUUUGCUUAGUCUGAAGUAUUUGCCAGCCUUGCCACCACCCAUGGUCCAGAAAAACACUCUGCCUAGAAGAUGGGUUCCUCUCAUACCCAAUCGGAUAUUUUUCUUGUGUCUAUGCAAACAUAGAUACAUACACACCACAAUAUAGUGCUGAUGACAAACAGGUGCAAACAUAAAUAGGCAUCCUGUCGGUGCUCAGACCUAGAGGAGUCUGGCCUGAUUCAAGCUGAGCCACUCAAACAGAAGAUCUCGGAGUGAAGCAGAAGGGAUGGCCUUCGGCUCUUGCCUUCCCAGCAUGCCAUGGGGCUCUGCAGCCAUGCAACCUGAAAGAGCACCAAAGACCAGAUGGUUCAAAGCCUCUUGUAUCUCAUCUGUUCAGGCCAAGGUCAAGUCAGCCAUCCCACCAGUACUCAUUGAGCCCCUCCUCUGUCCCCAUUACCAUUCUAGGGAGCAGCUAGAUGAAAAUCUUUACACUCAUGGAGCUUCCAUGCUAGGGAGCGGAGAUGGACAAUAAACAGACCAAAUGCAUCAUACAGUAACACUGGAUAAGGGCACGUGGGGAAACCAGCGGGGAGGGAGGAUGAGGUCCAUGCUGUGCUGUGAACUUUAAGGUGUGGUCAGGAAAGGCCUCACUGCUAAUGGAAUUUCUAUGGGCUAAUUUUGGGAUCUGUGUGCCUUGUGUGAGAAUGUGUGCCCUGGCUCUCAUUUGAGAGUAACCAGCAAUAAAUUUAGAACAUACGAAAUGCAUGGGGUGGAUUUUUUUUUAAAAAGUACAUGAAAUAAAAAUUUAUAAUAAUUAAAUCUACCAUGAUUAUACCUAAGGUUUUGGUGCCUUAAAAACAUGAAAGCAGCCAAAGAGGGCCAAAAGAGAAAGGUAAUAGCCAAGCCCAAGGUUUACUGUCAUUUCAAGUAGUAAUUCUCUAAUCUCUCAACUGCUGCUAUUUUCCUAACUGAUAUUCCAGAGAUGAUCAGAGCUCAAUACCCUACCAUCAGGAAACUGCAGAGCCUUCAGAUACAGCAGAUUUGAUAACCUCAGUGAAAAGCUUGAAAUGUUCUCUGCCUAGAACUGGGCUCCAGAUAAUUACCAUAUGGCCUGGUCUGUUUUACUUUCUCUUCCAAAUCAAAAUGUCUUUCUAGGGUUCGGAACACUCCUGCAUUCUGAGUCAUGAGCAGAAUCUUAAAACGGUCUCACUCUGUCUGUGAAGAUGAUUUAAAAGACUUCCGACUAUAUUAUUAGCCUUAUUAAUUUUAAAAAGAAAUACAUAUUAUCCAUGUACAGAAUGUCUAAUCAUGUUAAUUGUGCAGCUUUUAAUUCAUUUUUUCAGCUCAGUUUUUGAAAGGGCAGAUUAUUGGUGGUGGAUGUAUUUCCAAUGACUUGACUCACAAAAAUGUACAUUUAUAAAGUGAAGAGUUAAAGAAACACAUUCAUAAUGAGAAUUGAGACUCUAAAUUGUGGUAAAUAUUAUCGGAGCCAUACAACUGAAACUGUAACUACUCUUCCAUCUUUUCUCCUUUACUCAUAAAGUUGAUCAUGUAGAACUUGAUGACACCCUCUUGGUGGUUCUCAACCACAAUAGUGCUGUCACCAAAUGGUGGUUGGUGAUGCUAGGGCAUAGUUUUGGUUGUCACGUGACUGGGGGUACAUUUAGUGCCCAGUGUCCAAAGUGGUAACAUCCCUUGGCCCAGGGACAGUCCCACCCUAUAAAGAAUUCCAUCCAAAAUACCCAUAGGAUCGUCCCUUCCUCCACUGAGAAACUUAGCUAAACCUGGCAGUUUUAGAAUUCCACAUCUUACUUUUUCUCCCCGACAUGAACUUACCCAAGUCAAAAGAUGCAUUUGCAGAAUUACAGCCACUUACACAUUCUGAAUUUGGUAGAUUUGUGCCACUUAUCUUAAGGCCUCUCUUGUGGAAAUGGUUUUUUUCCCCUUAAGCACACUGGUGGAAACUUGAUCAAACAGCUCAAUUUAGCGGGAGAGGGGAGGAUGUCACUCUCUCUUUGCCCUGAUUCCACUAUAAAUUUUUAAAAAUAUCACUGAAGUACCUAUAAUUCUGCAAAGUAGGCAGGAUAAUUUAAAAGGACCCGUUUCUGAACAGUCUUUUGAUGUAAGCAAGAUCACAUUUUAAUAUUUUGCAUAAAUAAGCAAUGGGAAGAGGUGGGAGGCACAGAGCACACUUGUUUUCAAUGCUCUGGAGAUGUUGAGGGUCCAUUUUCAGCCAGUAGUUUUAUUUAUUUAUGUUUUCAGCCAAUGAUCCUAAUAUGCAGUGGGUCUGUUAGCCUUUACGACCACUUGGGGAAUUCCAACUUGAUCCCAGGGAAAACCGAGGAAUUGGGGUGGGGCGCGCAGUUUAGAAGAGAUCAGAAAUGAUGUCUCAUGGCGCUACAAUGUACACAACUGAAUUUUUCGGAGUCUCCAUUGGAGUGGUCAGAAUUUCAUGAAAGGUAAUUUUAAAACAUUCUGAGUUAAAUCUCGAUCCUUUUUUAAUUUUUUUUUUGAUACACUAGACUUGUUGCUGCCUUUGAAACUAGCAGAGUGUCACUCUGCCACAUGCAUCAUAGAGCAUAAUUUUUCUAUAAUCAGGUGCCUUUUGCUGCUUUGGGGUAAGACUGUUUUCCUGUUUAUAUUAAGCGUUGCCAGGGAGAAGCAUUGGUUCUGUUCUUUCAGUGGUGGCAUAGCCUGCUAGCCCUGGAUGUGGCUUCCCUGAUCAGAAACAAGUGUCCACCAGGACACCUGGGGGACUAGCCCCGUUUCCUCGGCCUCCAGCUUAGUUUGCGCUCCAUAGCCUGUGAGGAGCUUUCUGGUGUGGGAUUAUUUACUUCAAACCUAGAGUUUCGUGCACCUACAUUAACUAUUUUAUAUCAUGUGCAGAAUAACAGAUCUUUUAAUGUCAGAUACUCUAUACACUGCACAUAUUGCUUUUGCACUGUUUUAAAGAUUUUGUACUAAAUGAUAGAAAUUAUUUAUAUUCUUUGAGUGUGAGCUUUGAAUAGAUGGCGUUAUCACUUUAUUGUUUAAAAAAAAAUGGUUUUCUCAAUUAUUCUAUAGCAAUGUUAUUCUGAGCAAGUCCUAUGCCAAAAAUCUUGUAUCGUGUUUGUAUGGAAGAUUAAAAUUUUACUUAUGUGUGGUAAGACUACUGAGUUACUGACUUCAUGGUUGGAAUUUGAUAUUCCAGCCCAAAGUCCACAAUGUAUCCAGAAAUCCAAGUUGGUGUCAUACAUUUUACCUUGAUGUGAACUUCUCUUUGCUUUCCUUUGUUUUAAGACUCCAUUUUGCAAUAAACGUUUUGACAGU
Messenger RNA from Sus scrofa (pig), 7149 nucleotides. It is a transcript of the gene MAP3K20, whose product is annotated as mitogen-activated protein kinase kinase kinase 20. The record is from RefSeq and is a predicted model, not a curated record. Gene Ontology annotation, biological process: protein phosphorylation. NCBI's taxonomy places the organism in Eukaryota, Metazoa, Chordata, Mammalia, Artiodactyla, Suidae. Gene Ontology annotation, molecular function: MAP kinase kinase kinase activity; protein binding; ATP binding. Gene Ontology annotation, cellular component: cytoplasm.